Molecule: messenger RNA, 3788 nt
Organism: Ceratitis capitata (Mediterranean fruit fly)
Lineage: Eukaryota; Metazoa; Arthropoda; Insecta; Diptera; Tephritidae
Product: presequence protease, mitochondrial
Exons: 3
Coding region: 401-3532 (1043 amino acids)
Biological process (GO): protein processing
Cellular component (GO): mitochondrial matrix
Molecular function (GO): metal ion binding
Source: RefSeq, a predicted model, not a curated record
UUCAAUUCGUCGUGGUUUUGACAACCGUACAAAAGCUAAAACAAAAUAUUCUGAGUUCUUACGGCCUAUCACUCACCUGUACAUGUUUGUCUUUUUACAUUCCUUCACCAUUUCGUUAUCAAAGCAGAUUCUGGUCUCUGUUCUGAAGAAAUUAUUGGUCUUCAAUCAAAUUUUGAAUAAAGAUUAAUUUCUAAAUAGGGAAACAGCAUUGUUUGAUUUGUGAAAAAGAAUGCGGCUGAUGUGACGCAGGCUUUUAAUGUGAAAUACACUGGAAAUAUUUCAAAAGCACAUAGAAUCAAUUUAUUAUUUGGCUUUAGCAGUAGUCCUAUGAAUUCCUGUGCUGAAAAAAAGAAGUAUCGUCAAACAAACAAUUAGCGGAAACACACAUUAUUAAAUAAAAAUGCUAUCAUUUGUGCGAAAGACUCCCUCAGCUGCGAACUUUUUAAGGCGUGCAACUGUGUGCUACACCGGUAACAGAAUCGGAGAUUCAAAUGUGCGAUGCUUUAGUAAAAUGAUCGGAAGAAGUCCCGUUUGCUCUGUACCUUGCUUGAAUUUGCGACGGACUAAAGUGAUGGCGGCACCUCAUAUUAUUCACCAGCAAGAACACAAAUUCAGCGAGGGCAAAGAAUACCAUGGCUUUAAAUGCAUCCGUGUAGAGUUGGUUCCGGAAUUCGGAAUCAUGUCAUAUACAUUUCGGCAUAUCGGAAGUGGUACCGAGUUGUGGUAUUUAGAUAGAAAGGAUUCAAAUAAUGUAUUUUCUGUAAACUUCCGUACCACGCCAUUCGAUUCAUCUGGUUUGCCACACAUUCUGGAGCACAGCGUAUUAUGCGGUUCUAAGAAAUAUCCCGUGCGGGAUCCGUUUUUCAAAAUGUUGAAUCGAUCUAUAGCUACUUUCAUGAAUGCCAUGACAGGACCAGACUACACUAUGUACCCAUUUUCAACUAUGAAUGAAACAGACUUCAGAAACUUACAAAAAAUUUAUUUAGAUGCAGUAUUCAGACCGAAUUUGGAAUAUUUGGAUUUCCUACAGGAAGGUUGGCGUCUAGAGCACUCUAAUGUACACGACAAAUCUUCCGAAUAUGUAUUGAAAGGCGUAGUUUAUAAUGAGAUGAAAGGAGCAUUCUCUGAAAAUAGUUCAAUAUUCUCCCAAAACCUGCUUAAUAAUUUACUACCAGACCAUACAUAUGGAUUUGUAUCCGGUGGAAAUCCACUUGAAAUACCGAAGCUUACGCACAAAAAUUUGGUAGAUUUUCAUUCCAAAUAUUAUCAUCCAAGUAAUGCACGCAUCUACACAUACGGAAAUUUUGAUAUACAAAAGACACUUGAAUAUGUAAACAGUGAAUACUUAAGCCAAUAUGAGCGUAUAGAUAACUCUUACAGCCGCAUACCAAGCCAAAUUCGUUGGAAAAAGCCAAGAAAUGUACAUAUAUCCAGCCGUUUUGAUAAUAUGGGUGCAGCUUUCGAAAGGCAAAAUCAAAUAGCGAUCGCUUUACUAAUGUCAGAUGUAACUGACACACAGGAAACCUUUGUACUGCAUGUGCUAUCUGAAUUGCUUGUACGAGGUCCAAACUCUUCAUUCUACAAAAGUCUUAUCGAACCUAACUUCUCUGGCGGAUAUAACCAAGCAACUGGGUAUGAUCCACAAAUAAAAGACACAUUUUUUUGUGUGGGCUUGCAAGAUUUACGAGUUGAAGAUUUCGCACGGGUACAAGAUCUAUUUGAUAAGACCAUAAAUCAAGUAAUCUCUGAAGGAUUUGAUUCUAGCCACGUGGAAAGUGUACUACAUAAUAUCGAGUUGCUACUAAAACACCAGAGUCCACAAUUCGGAAUGGGUUUGCUAUUUAAUUCCACACCUUUAUGGAAUCAUGAUGGUGAUGUGGUUUCCAACCUACGCUUAUCAAAUAUGAUUGCGAAUUUCCGACAUAAUCUACUUGAAGAUCCAAAAUAUUUGCAGCGAAAGGUGGAACAAUAUUUCGCAACCAAUACACAUCGUCUGACAUUGACUAUGUCCCCUGAUGAUCAUUACGAAGAUAACUUUAGAACAGCUGAGCUGGAUUUAUUAAAACAAAAAAUAAUGUCUUUGGAUGAUAUAAAACGUAAAGAAAUUUAUGAAAACGGCAUAAAACUGGAACAGGCGCAAAAAGGCACACCAAACUUGGAAUUAUUACCAUGCUUAAGUUUAACCGAUGUGGAAGAAAUGCCUAAAAUGCCUUCUUUAGAGGUACUACGUAUAGAUAAAGUGCCGACGCAAGUAUGCCAAGUUCAUACAAAUGACAUUUCAUAUUUGAAAUUGCAUUUCAACGGUACAAACUUGAGUCACGACGAAGUUAUGUUAUUGCCACUUUUUUGUAAUAUCGUUAAUGACAUGGGGACAAUUAAUUACGAUUUUAGAGAAUUUGAUAAAUUGGUUUUAUCAAAAACUGCUGGUAUCGAUUUUAAAUUACAUUUUGCAGAAAAUAUUUAUGACAGCAAAUCGUACUUACUGGGCGUUUAUAUGACUACACAUGCGCUUAACAAAAAUGCGGCUGAUAUGUUUUCAUUAUGUACGGAAUUACUUACAAAAUUUAAGUUGGACGACAUUGAUCGUUUAGGUAUGCUUAUCGAUAAUUAUGUGUCCAACAUUUCAGUGGGAAUAGCCAGCUCGGGACAUUUAUAUGCAAUGCAAAGCUGUGCAGGCUUAGUGACAAACGCUGCGAAAUUGAAGUCUUUGCUCUCAGGUGUGGAGCAUAUAGAAUUCAUGAAAAACUAUGUUAAACAAAGUAAGACUGAAGAGAUUAGAGAGAAACUUAAAGUUAUUGGUCAGAAACUGUUUUUGAAAAACGUCAUGCGCUGUUCUCUAAACACCUCCGAAGAAUUCUAUUCCACUCUUAUCAAGAAUUAUGAAAAAUUCCUAUCUGAUAUGCCAGUACAAGCAGAAUCGAACAAACAGAGUGAUCAUAGCAUUAGUCUACUUGAACCUAGCCAACAACACUUCGUCAUGAAUAUCCCAGUGAAUUAUUGUGCCAAGGCAUUCUUUGCCGUACCGUAUACACAUCGGGAUCAUCCAACACUGCGUGUUAUCGCAAAAUUAAUUUCUGCCAAAUAUUUGUUGCCAGUAGUAAGAGAACAGAACGGAGCAUAUGGUGCGGGCGCGAAAAUCGGUUCAGAUGGUAUUUUCUGCUUCUUCAGCUAUCGUGAUCCAAAUUCAUCUAAAACUCUUAAAGUAUUUAACAAUACAUACCAGUGGCUGCAGGAAAACAUCGCCGAAAUAACCGAACAAGCUUUGUUUGAAGCAAAAUUGGGUGUAUUGCAACAGUUGGAUGCCCCUAUUGCGCCAGGGAAUAUGGGUAUUGACUUCUUCCUAUAUGGUGUUUCACAGGAAAUGUUCGCGAAAUACCGGGCACGCUUGCUAUCAACGUCGGUUGACGAAUUGAAAAAUGUCGUCGAACGUUAUUUUAAAAAUGAACCUGAGCAUUUCGGCAGCUGUUUGCUGGGACCCGAAAAUAAGGGUUUAGAAGCGGAGACAAACUUAAAGUGGAAAGUCAUUUCCUAAUGGUACUGGCUGAUUUAAUUAAAAAUUUAAAGUUAAUACGCUUAUAGUAGUUGUGGUUAAUUAAUAUACGCGAUAAGCAUGGAACUAAAUCAACGUAAGAGUAUGUAAUUAACUCCGGUAGGGUAUCUAAGUUUUGAGAAACUUAACAACUUUUAAUUAUGAAAUGUGUGUUUCUGACCAAUGAUAAUCUUCGUUUUUCAAUUAUACAAAUAUUUCAAUGUUCAACUAAAUGCUAAAACAAUAUUUAUUCAGUAAA